Messenger RNA from Prorocentrum cordatum, 597 nucleotides. The record is from the annotation of a GenBank genome assembly. Lineage: Eukaryota; Dinophyceae; Prorocentrales; Prorocentraceae.
AUGGACACUUGGCGAAAAAACGACAACAUAUUCCGAUAUUUGCAUCGUAUCAACCCAUCGGUUGACCUCCACGGCGAGUGGUGGCUCUACCUCGGGGCACUCACCAAUCUUUGGGUCAUCUUUUGGUGCGUCCUCGACUCCUACUUCGUAAUCGGCGGCAGCCUCAGCCCCAAGGAAAUCAUCAUGGACUCCUUGGGCCUGCUCUUCCUUUUCAAUCUGGACGACAUUUCUGGUGAUGUGCAGUUCGUCAGCGGAGACGCUUGGCCGGGCGAUCGCUUGGGCUGGGUCCAUGACAAGGUUGUGGCUGUAGACUACCAGCCCCCCGCGGGCAUGGUAGAGUGGGAUCACGCGCUUCGUUCUGGAAACUUGGCGCUUGGGGCCUGGCAUUGGAUGAAAUGGUUCGCUGGGACCUGCAUGGCCUGGGCAAUCAAAGCCCUGCAGUACCUGACCGCGGUGUAUUGCGCAGUGAUGGUAGUGGUGUUGCCGGUGCUGGUCGCCGUCACGCCGUUCUUGGAGCUCACUCCGCAGGCGGAGAAGGACAUCCCGUCGACUUUGGCGACCGCGGCGCCGACGUUUUCGACGCCGCCUGCUGAGUGA